GAUAAUUACAUAACAGAGAUACACGCUGGAGAUUUGCCACCUCAACUGUCGAACGUAGACUUCAGUGACAACCCAAUUGCCACCAUAGACGAAACUGCAUUCGACCAGUCAACCGCAACGCUUAAUGAACUUCAGUUCUCUGGCGUUCACUUCAAGGAGGUUCCCUUGGCUUUACUACACCUGACCUCCUUGAAGACGCUAAUCAUCCAAUGGGCCAACAUCCUUGUUUGGAGGGAGGACAUCAUGAAACAUCUUUGUUCCACUUUAGAACUUUUAGUUCUUGAUAACGUGGGUUUGACUUCUUGGCCAACAUGGAUCCAAUACUGUCUUCACCUGACAACGCUGCAGCUCUCCAGUGGAGUCUUAACGAACAUGCCAGAUAAUGCAUUGGACAACCUGACCAACAUAACAUCGCUAAAUCUAGAAAACGCCAGCUUGGUCACUUUUCCAAAAUCAGUGUCCAAAUUAACCUUACUGACAGAACUGACACUGGACAGCAAUAAUAUUUCUCAAGUAACCGGACUUGAUUCGUUGACCAGCUUGAUCACGCUAAGUAUGAUGAACAACAAGUUAUCAGACGGUGGUCAGUUGAGCAACGCCUUACGUCCACUCGCCGCCUCGCUACAGGUUCUUCAGUUGAAUGGAAACAAACUAACUGCUUUUCCAGAUUUGGUCUUCUUGCAGAAACUCCAAGAGGUUUAUCUUACAAAUAACCGCAUAUUUAACAUUGGCUUCUCCCAAAUACCUUCUUCUUUAACAAAUCUUGAUUUUGAGAAUAACUUUGUGCAAUCCCUGUACGCGUUUAUGCAAACUGGAGAUAACCUCAUGACAGUUAGGUUCGAUUAUAAUUCCAUUAGCGAUAUUCGAGGAGUCGAUAUUACACCAAGUGUAAGAGAUGUCUACAUCUCUCAUAAUCUGAUUACCCGGAUCAGCGAUACCGCUUUUCCAGAGAAUUCCUCAAUGGAGAUCCUAAUUCUUGAUUACAAUCCAAUCAUCAGCAUUUCCCUUUCUGCGUUUUCAAACCUGAAAAAGCUGACAUAUUUAUCGCUAAUGAGUACCAAGUUGUCCCGUCUGUCUGUAGCUUUUACUGCUUUGGCAAAGCUGGAAACCCUAGACAUGAGGGAGAACUCUGUUCUGGUGUGUACGUGCCUGGAGAAAUCUCUGCGACCUUGGGCACAGUCAGAAUCCCUGAGAAUAUUUGGAGACUGUGGUCCAACAAGUAUCGUGGAUUUUCUGGUGGGCCUCAGCGUGGGCUGCCCGGAAUAG
Messenger RNA from Candidula unifasciata, 1266 nucleotides. The record is from the annotation of a GenBank genome assembly. NCBI's taxonomy places the organism in Eukaryota, Metazoa, Mollusca, Gastropoda, Stylommatophora, Geomitridae.